UCAUGCGGCAGUACAUCUGGGCUCCUGGCCCAGCCUUCCCAGGUGGCCCCAUCAGAGGCUAUACAUCUGUAGACAGAAAAGCUGGUCUCCUUCCUUUCACUUAAGACCCAGAGGUUGUGGUCUAGUUCUUGAAGGUCUAGUCCUUGACCCAGGUGGGGGACAGUGACCCCUGAGAAAGGAAGUGACCACACCCUGCUUUAUGGGGCCUUUGCUGACCAAACCCUACCUCUCAUAAUGCUUUUCAUUUGAGUUGCUUUGUCCCUAAGUCUUCAUGCUCAGCCUCCUACCACAGCUGGACGUUUGUAAAGGGAACCAGAAACAUCUUUUGGGGAAAUGACAGUUGAUGCAGAUGACAGUAAACCAUAAUCUUUUGGUAUUAUCCUGACCCUUAAUCCUGAUCAAGCUGGCACUCCCCAGAAUCCGACAAUAUACAGACAUAGGCACAAAUUCUGUCUUCAUACUUUUCUAAGUACUUAAAACCUCCACAGCAUAUGUCUUUUGUGUGUUAUACACAAGACUGUAAAGAGACUGGCUGGGGUUGGACAUGAAAAGCCCUACAAAGUCAGAAUCCUGCCGACCUGGAGGGGGGUCUAUCCAAGGAAUUCCAUCUUACCAGUGACAUUCAUAGAAAAGCACAGUAAAGCACAGGAGAUCCUUGCUGAGUUUUAAUUCCUCAGUCUGCCUUUCCGCAUCUUUUGAGUGAUAUACUCUAAUAAGUUGACUGCAUUUUAUGUGAGUAUAGCUGGAUCCGCUUUGAUUCUACAAAUUAGGUGCCCUUCUGUUUCUUAGUAAUGUCAUAUUCUCUGACCACUGUAGCCACUUAAGAUAGUCUCAAAUAUGAAUUUCAGUGGCCAUAGUGGAGAAGAUACUGACCCAGGAGGCUUAUUCUCACCUCCACCUCUUAGACUCACAUGUAUGAUUUUUUUUUCUCCCUACCAAAGUGGCUAGUUUUGACAGCCUUUAGGUUGCAGAAUUGUUUAUAUUCGAAAGAAGACCUUACCUUCAUAGAGCAUUUUCCCGGGCAGUUGUUCUGCUUUGUAAGUUUUUAAUAUCUACUCUUAUUCGGAGUCCCAAAAUGAGUUAGCUUGGGUAGAUCUCACAAUGAAAACUGAUUUCUUCGCAUAAAACUUUAUUCUACCUUUUUGAAAACCAGCUGGAAAUGAUGAAUGGUGGCUUCAAUAGUAAUGGUUCACGAAGAACUGAUCGUGUCCCCAUCAAUGAGGUCUUACCCAUGGCAGGGCAAUGGCGAUCUACUGUAAUUCUGUGUUGGUUGUAGUAAGUUGGGGGACUAUCAGGCCAAGAAUCAACAGAGCUACGUGGCUUAGGCAGGUCAGUUUCUCUGUGCCUCAGCCUGCUCACCUGUGAGAUGGGAAUAAUAAACACCCCUCAGAAGGUAUUGUGAGGUCAUUCACUAAAGGACAUUUCAGUGCUUUGAAUGGGUCUGGAACAUACCCUAGUAUUUUUACUCUACAUAGAAGAAAUCAGUCCUAGAAUAUAAUUAGAUCGGACUUUCUGGUCCUUUAAUCACUCGCCUCCUUCCUAAACUGGAUCCAGCUGCAAACGAUUGCGUUAGUCUCAGGACUUCAUUUUCAUUGGACUCAGCUGAUCAAAACUGAGACCAUUCUGAGGCAGGAGAAUAGGGUCUGGAGGCAGUAAACCUAAGGCCGAUUCAGGCUGACUUCCUAGAACUAAAUCAAAAGGAAAACCCCAACUUUCCACAUCCAAGUAACAAAAGGAUCAGAGGCUACUCCCUUUGCAACCCCCCUUUUUCCACGUGGCAGAUAAACUCUAAGUACCUCUGAUUGGUCCCCUCCCACAGCCAAUGAGGCUGUUCACAGGUCAAGACUUCAUUUGCAUGGGAGUAUAACUUUGUAACUUCAGCCUCUGAUUGGUUGCUUUCUGCAACUAAUCAGAUGUUUGCAUAGGGUAUAGCUUUAUAACUUCGCUUCAGCCUCUGGUUGGUCCUCUCCUGCAACCAAUCAGACUGAUUACGGUCCACUACUUCAUUUACACAAGGUGUACACCAAGUAACCAAUGGGAAACCUCUACAGGGUAUUUAAAUCCCAGAAAAUUGUGUCACCGGGCCCUUCAGCCUCAUGGGCUGCUCCCACCUUGUGGGGUGUACUUUCAUUUUCAACAAAUCUCUGCUUUUGUUGCUUCCGUUUUUCCUUGCUUUGUGUGUUUUGUCCAAUUCUUUGUUCAAGAACGCCAGGGUGACGUAACAAUUCAAACCAUGAAAAGGUAACAGAGCCCUUCGCGCGUCUCAACACGUGGUGACACAGCUAAUAACCUGUGAUGCAUACAUGGGAACAAAUGCAUAGAAAAACUUGUCAAUGACACGCCAAAGUAAAACCCAAAUGAAGCAAGGUGAAAGGAUGGGCUGCAGCGCAGGCAAAACUGCACCACGUUACAGACUGCUCGCCUGGGAUGGAACGGUGGGGAGGUGCGCAGACGGAUGGACAAGCGCCUGGCAAAAUGGAUUUCUUUUCCUAGACUGCUAAUGCUACUAACAGUUCCCUCCUCACAGGGUCGCUAUAACGAGGUAACAUACAGCACUUAGAAGACGGCCUGACCCAGAAUAACACUAAUGUUCACAUGGCUGCGACUCUCGAACCAAAAUCAAUAGCCGGUAUCUACUGAAACUGCAGCAAGGCGAAACCACGGGAAUGGCGCUCCGUUGAGUAGAGCAACGCACAGCACAUCACAUCGCAUCCUCCGUAGCGGGAGGCUCUGGCCUCACCGCAGCGGCACUUCCCGGAAGAGCCCAGGAUAUUCGGGGACCCGCACCGGACAGGCGGCCCAGGCCCCCUGGCGCCCAGCUGGCCGCCCUGUUGCAGCUGUCAUGCCAAGACCUACGCCUAACGGCAGGGAUUCCGGCGGUCAUCAUUUAUUCUUGGCGCUAAGCUGCCGCUUCUCUUUUUUAUCACCACAGAGUAACGCAGACCCCACCGUUUCCUUCCAUUCUGAGCCAACCACUCCAGCAGCCACCGGGACGCCAGGUUAUGCUGGGGCUGCACCACCCGGCCCGAGGCUUUUGAAGCCACGCCUGGGCGCGGAGGAUGGGCAGGAUUUGCCCCGUGAACUCUCGCGCACGCAGGCUCCGCGCGAGGCCCGGGCGCCCGAGCGGCGAUUCCCUCCCCUAUCAUCAGCUCCAGGGUGGUGCCCCCCGGCUGUGGCGCCCAGACCCCGGCCAUCCAGCAGCGUAUAGACGAGCCCAUGUCUGCGGUGUAACUGCACCGCGCUGGGGAUCCACCCCCUCCCGCCAGGGUGAGGGCGCCGUCCUCCAGCGUAUGCUACGCAGGCGCGCCCCGCCCUCCUGGUCACGUGACCACGCCUACAGCCGAAGAGGAUGGGAAAAUGCGGCCCUGUUCCUGAACGGGAAGCGGAAGCAGGAAGGCACUGAGAACACCAGCAUCUGCCGCCGCCCUGAAUCAGCGUUAGCAUGUGGAGGCAACCUCAGCCCCCAGUUUCUGAAGAAGUUUCUUUCAGGGUGGAAACAGUCCCAACCUAGAAAGCUGAUCAGAAGACUCCCACCCACAUACCAGCAACUGGUAUCUGCAUGGCUACGUACGCAGCUUCCUCUGAAUCCAGGUGCUACUCAGUCAUCACUGCUGCUUCCUUGGGGCUGUCCAAAGCCUUUGGUGCUAACAAUAAAGGACUAGAAACACUUCUUUUCUUCACAGAAGAUGUACAUCAUACUACAUGUGUUUACUCUGGACAGAUCUCUUAGGCAAUUCAUAAAACUCCCAUACAGAUGAAUCUUUAAACACUCACAGGGGUUUGGGAGGCUUUUAUUUUAAAGGUUCUAUUAUUUUCAGCAGGAUAAUGUAUCUACUAAGACCAAAUUAUUGACCAAAACUUAAUAAAUCAAAAAAAUUCCUGACUUUCAUCCCUCUUGCAUAUAAGACUGAAGAGUUUUGUCUCAUCCAGCAAGGGAAGUGCUGCGAGGCUGCUAUCACAAAAGUAUCUUUCUUUCUGCUGCAUAAAGGAAAGGCUCUCUCACCCCGUGUGGACUCCACACUGCUCCUGAGACAACAACAGCAGACUGUCAAAGACGUCCCUUAACCAGUAGCGGUAGACAGGAAGUCAUAAUCCACUUCCCCUCAUUGACAAGGUUUGUUCAAUAAACAACACCAGCCUAUGUCAAAGUAGUAGCCUUUGGGUGUUAAACAAAGAGAUACUUGUAAGUAUAAAAUAGACAAGUUAAUGCUAGUGCCAGAAAGAAGUUAGGGCAUAUCUGUUACCAGACAAUAAAAGCAUCCCUUACAAUGUGAGGUGGCCUGAAAAGAGCCCAGAAGAAACAGAGGGAAAAGAAGUUACAGCACGAGUGCCUUGAGGCUCCUAUCAGAAAUAACGGCCAUACGUCAAAUGCAUUUAUCAGGGAAAUGAGAAAUUAACGUCGAAUAUACAUGUGAGGUCUCAGCAAUAAACACAGUAUUAAAUUCUUGGGCCCGUCUACUAACGUUGAGAGAAAGACCACACCGUUUUUCAGAAGAAAACUUGUGAAGUCAGUCGCGUGGGACUAGGAAGCUCUCACCUGAAUGUUGACAAACACGCCAUGAUACGUCUCAUACAGAACUUUGUUACCCUUCACGUGCAGAGGAAAUUCAAAAGGGAUUUCUGUUUUGCCGCUGGGAAAUUUCCCUGGCUUCACCAUUUCUAUGGUGCUGUUGAUAAUCUGGAUAGGCUGUAAACAAAAAUCAGUUCAGUCCAUCAGCACGCACUUGGAGAUGUCCUUCCCAAUUACUAAUAACCUUCUGAAGGACACAGCACCCCAACCCCCUGGAGGCCACCAUCCUGCUGUCUUGGGCAGCUCUGCGCUGGGUCUGGAGAUGAACAGUGACUUGGCUCUGCUUUUUAAGACUCUGGCACAAUAAUGAUUCAUUUACAACAUGAGACACAUAGGUGCUUCAGACACAUGGGAACUGAACUGAUAUAUCCCUCUCUCCUCCCCAGGUAUCUCAUUUAACUGUUUUAACAACCCCGAUCUUCAGGAUCAAGAAGCAGAACCAGCACAGUGAGGCUGCCUGGCUAACAGGGUUGACGUGUGAACCCACGGCUCCCCUCACCGAGCCCCGUGCUCUUCUGGGCAGCGCUGCCUCUGCUCCUGACAGCCCACCAGCUUCCUCGGAGCCUUCCUGCUGCAGCCGCUCAGGGAGAGCAGGCCUUUCCUCCAGCCCUGUGGCCUGCACAGACCUCCUCAGCUGGGCCUCCAAGGAGGAGCAGGAGGGUACUGACAUUUGGAACCUGCCUUCAAGGCACGUAUUCAUGCUUUUUAAGCAUUUAUAGUUUAACGUCAGUGGCUCUCAGAAGACCCAUGACUUAGGAAGUGAAUCUCUUAAGUACUAAUGGAUUAAAAUAAAGUUGUAGAAAA
Gorilla gorilla gorilla (western lowland gorilla) is the source of this 5374-nucleotide messenger RNA. RefSeq names its product Down syndrome critical region protein 9. The transcript has 2 exons. The coding region runs from base 3060 to 3662 and encodes 200 amino acids. NCBI's taxonomy places the organism in Eukaryota, Metazoa, Chordata, Mammalia, Primates, Hominidae. The record is from RefSeq and is a predicted model, not a curated record.